Molecule: messenger RNA, 5504 nt
Organism: Syngnathoides biaculeatus (alligator pipefish)
Lineage: Eukaryota; Metazoa; Chordata; Actinopteri; Syngnathiformes; Syngnathidae
Gene: deptor
Product: DEP domain containing MTOR-interacting protein
Exons: 11
Coding region: 646-2031 (461 amino acids)
Biological process (GO): negative regulation of TOR signaling; intracellular signal transduction
Molecular function (GO): protein binding
Source: RefSeq, a predicted model, not a curated record
UCGAGUACAUUGUGUACAGUCCAUUGGCAGCCAGAUGACAUUGUCAGUCUUUACAGGGUGCGUUUGUUUUGCUGACCUUGGAAGUAGCCGACUUGACAAACCGAAAAAUUUCGCUCGAACGAGGCGUGCAAUCACAAUGAAUGAUCGUGUAAUACUCGAGUAGAUUACGUGGUUACUUUUAAAAGUUAUUAGCCAUGUUACUUACGGUUUUGUUACUUUGGUUAGAUGGUUGUUUUUACAUGCCGGAGUUCGGAUGGGUUCGGCUUCGUCUUUUUUCCCCCAACUUUAGUGAGAAAAAAAACUGAAUAAGUACCUUUUACUUGCCGCAAAGUAUUUGUUUUGAUACAAGCACCUGUAGUUUUACUCAAGUUUAGCUCUGGAAGUGCGUCGCCGCUCUUUACAGUAAGUACAAUGAGUGUCCUGUCGCGAUACGCCGCUGUGUACGGAACUAAAUCGAGCGCAUCCUGAAUCUGGUAGAAGACCGCCCCCGCGGUCAACUCCCCCGUUACGUCAUCAAGAUCCUCCCCCAGUGCAGGGAGUGCGCGUGGGGGAGGUUCAGCGCGUGCAUGCGCCCUGUGCGUGGUUGACGCUCGCUUGUGUCCGCUUGGACAACACUUGAGGCGAGCCGGAUCCGCGACGCGGUGGAUGUCGACUAGUGGGGAGGGCCUGCAGGGGGGCUCGCGGGGGGCGUGCACGCAGCCACGAAUGAGCGCGUGCGCACGUUCGGAGGUCUUCGAGGAAAGCCGAUCGCGGAGCCUCUCGCACGCCGCUUGUGACUCGUCGGCGUCCCGCGUUGGGAUGGACUGUCAACUGACGUCGCUCUCCAUGGUUUUCGAAAGAGAGAUGGACGGCAUCGCCGUCAGCAUGCAGAAGAAGGCGGCGGAGCUGGAGCGGCUGGCCGAGGUUCUCGUCACCGGGGAGCAGCUCAGGUUGCGGCUCCACGAAGGAAAGGUCAUCAAGGAUCGACGUCAUCACUUGCGGACGUACCCAAACUGCUUCGUGGGCAAAGAGCUCGUCGACUGGCUGAUUGAGCACAAGGAGGCUUCGGAGCGAGAGACGGCCGUCAAGAUCAUGCAAAAGCUUCUCGACCAGAGCAUCAUCCACCACGUGUGCGACGAGCACCGCGAGUUCAAAGACAUGAAGCUGCUGUACCGCUUCCGGAAGGACGACGGCACCUUCCCACUGGACAACGAGGCCAAGGUCUUCAUGAGGGGGCAGAGGAUCUAUGACAAGUUGAUGAACGGCGACAACAGCAUCGUGCAGAGCAGGGAAGAGGAAGGCGGGAACUUUGAGCGCACUUUGGUGGCCUCCGAGUUCAUUGAUUGGCUCAUCCAGGAAGGGGAGAUGGCGACCCGCGAGGAGGCGGAGCAACUGGGGCGGCGCCUCCUCGAGCACGGCAUCAUCCAGCACGUCACGAACAAGCAUCACUUUGUGGACGGGCCCCUCCUCUUCCAGUUCAGGAUGAACUUUCGGCGGAGGCGGCGGCUAAUGGAGCUGCUCCACGAGCGGGGUCGCGGCAUCCCCGAGAGCCACGACAGCCCCUUCUGCCUCCGCAAGCAGAACUCGGACGGGGGCAACACCAGCUUUCUCUCAGUGAGCCCCACGAAGGAGAUCAAGAUGGCGGUCGGCGUCCGCCGCAGCAGCAUGAGCAGCAGCUGCGGCAGCAGCGGUUACUACAGCAGCAGCCCCACGCUCAGCAGCAGCCCGCCGGUCCUCUGCAACCCCAAAUCCGUUCUGAAGAGACACGUGAGUCCAGAGGAGCUCCAGACUCCAGGAGGACCUUUCCUAAAGAAGACAUUCACUAUCGUGGGCGACGCCGUGGGAUGGGGCUUCGUGGUGCGAGGAAGCAAACCCUGUCACAUCCAGGCGGUGGACCCCGGGGGACCCGCAGCCGCCGCCGGCAUGAAGGUUUGCCAGUUUGUGGUGUCAGUAAACGGACUGAACGUCCUCGCUCAGGACUACAGAACUGUGAGCAACCUGAUCCUUACCGGGCCCCGGACCAUCGUCAUGGAAGUGAUGGAGGAGAUUUGAUCGCCGACCGCUCGACGCCAAUCUGAGACGCGCGGCGGGAACUUCUGCGGGAAGUCCGGAUGGAGAAACGGGACGAAGGUUACGCCUGCUGCCUUCUUCCUGUUGCUUGCACCACCCCCACCCCCCACCCCCCACGAGCGCAAACGUCGCAGUCUUCAGGUUUCCUCUCCUCUACUUUUCAAAAGCGUACGUGCGUGCGCAGGAAGGACCGGCCCAAAUUUCAAGGUGACGAUUCGGAGAUGAAUUAGUUGCAUCUGCAAGACGACCGUCGGCGCGCAUCCAGAGGCCUUUGCCUGAAUUAGUCAAUGGCAGCUGUGGAGGCCCCCGCUGAUGCCCCCUGGAUAAUAUUUACUGGCAUUUUUAGAUGACACCUGUAUAUAUAUAUAUAUAUAUAUAUAUAAAAAAAUAGGUAACGCGAAUAUGUGAAUUGAGUCAAAGAAAGUAAAGUUUUACACAAAAUGAGGGUUGACAACAUCUAUGCCGGCUGAUGCUGGAUCAGGACCACAACGAUAAACUCAAGAGAGAUGACCGAGGCGACAACUAAAAUCCCUUCAAAGGACGAUUAAAGGCAAAUUCAAGGCACAAAGUAUCCCUAAAUGAUGCUAAAUCAUUUUCAAAAGUACACUGGAUAGUGAUAACCUUUAUUAAAAUUUAAGCCUUUAAGGCCUGAUAAUACAGUUUCUGGAAAAAAAUUGUGACAAUCACGGCAAACGUCAAACAACGAAUGGAGGCAUUGUGUUGAAUUUUUUUUUUUUUUAAAUCAGUGUAAUACAAAUUACGAAGACUGAAAUGAUUCAGCGGCUCAAACUAUUUACCUUCAUUUCCGUAUGUAAAGUCGGAAAUGAAAUGUUUAAUGAUGAGCACAGAAAUAGCUGAUGUGGUUUAUCGUCGGAAUUUUUAACGAUGCAUCCUAGACAUCGGCAAUUCAAGAGAAUUACAGAGCGCACCUGGUUAUAAGCCUCACCAAGUACGUUUGUAAAGGAAAUACCAUUUGGUACACAGAAACGCCGCAGCUGUGUAAAAGCCGCAGGUGCCCACGUUGAAACCCAGAUUGAAACGGAAGAUAUUUGCAAAAACAACAAAAAAAAAAAAAAAAACGGUCCACAGAGUUUAACGUUAGCGCGAAUCUAACGCUAGCGCCAAUGACAGCACAGCGCUAACGCAAGUGAGAAUGCUAACAGGGCCGGUUAAAAUAGAACUUAACGGUAAAUAUCACUGAGACACGCCAGUAACACAGCAACAACACGCUAGCACAGCGCUAACACUAGCGCAGCACUAACGUGAAGCUAACAUGGUCACCAACCUUUUUGGGGCUGAGGGCUACUUCCUGAGCACCGAUCAUAUGAAGGACCACAUGACCUGUUUGCGGCCAACCUCAGAGUUCAUUAUAUGUACAUAAAGUAUUUUCCUUUUAAUUUUUGGUAUUAUAUGACAUUACAGGUAUUUUAAAAAUUUUAUUAACGUAACCAAGUCAGAUUCAAAAUUUAAAGCACAAAUAGCAGUUGGUGCCCUGUGGUAUUUUUAGAAAAUCCCUCGCGGGAGCCUUAAAAGGUCCUCGUGGGGUACCAUGCGCCCGCAGGCACCGCGUUGGUGACCUCCGCGUUAGUGCUAACGCUAGCACCACACUAGCGCUAACACAAAAACUUAUCGGUAAAUACAGUAUCACUGAGACACGCCGGUAACACAGCAGCAACAUGCUCGCACAGCGCUAACGCUAGCGCAGCGCUAACAGGGCCCGUAAAAGUCACUUCCUCGGCACAUAUAUUCCACCGGUCUCAUGCUUACCUUUUCCGCUCGAAUGGCCCCUUGCGGUCGUUACAAAAAAAUGCACAAAUUAUCCGCAUCACCGCAUAAACCGCAGGGUUGAAAGCGUGUGAAAAGGUAGGCCGGAACUGACGGUAUUAUCCGAGCACUUAAACACCCCCCAAAAUGAAGCACUUAUGAGACACAUUGCUACAUUUAUACGUUCACAAUGUGGUAUGAUGGCUGUAAAGUUGUACUCUCUGUCUUAAAAACAAAAAAAACGCAAUUGAGCCUUUGUAUGUGGAGACUAAUACAUACUGUAUAUUCGUCUUUCAAAUUAGAUGUAACCAGUAUAAAGGAAAUGUGAUUUUUCUGGGGGCACAUAAACUCCCAUGAUGGUUUCCUGUGCAGACAUACAGUAGCAACACACACACCGUCCACGUUAGAUAUGAACUCAGAUUUCAUUUUACUGCAUCAAAUAUGUGGAAAAACUCGUCAUUGUGAUGCUGUGCAGUUUUCCACUAUACCGCCGACCGCAGCCGGAGUCAUAAGCGUUUUGUUCAAUUUCGUGUCGUGAAGUCAUCAUAAUAAUUGAUCAGAAGAGAGCGAUAAACUUUGCCAGGAAAUAUCGUCGUAUCAGCCGUAGUAUCGCAUUAUUAUUAUUAUUAUUAUUAUUAUAGGCCACUGGUUGUUCUUAGAGAUGUGACAAUCGCGGGAAGUUCAAACAGUUGUGGCCUCAUCACUUCUUAACCAAAGACAACUGCUGUUCAUUCCAAAUGUUUUUGUUUUUAAAUACAAUAAAUGUAAAUAUUGUCGUGUAUAUACAUCCUGAUUUGAUGCCUUACUAUAUCAGGCUGUAUUUAAGGAGUGUUUAAAACAUUUUUUCAGUGAAACUAUCACGUGGUUACUCCCCCCCCCCCCCCCCACACACAUUUAACAACAAACCGCAUUUUUGUUCAAAGAUAUCACAUUUGAUAUUUAUGGUUGUAUGCUGUUUUAUCAGCUCAAUACUCACUUUUAAGGCAGUGUCUGUAAAAUCAAACAAUUGAAAAAAAAAAUGGAAAUGCACAUAAUUUAAAAUAUGUCCAAUCAGGCUAUCGUCGGCUUCACUGAUUUGAUGGUGAACGGACGAAGGAUGAAUUGAUUGAUUUUGAAAGGACAAUCCGGGUUGUACAGACGUCUGCAAUCGCAGCUGACGGGCCAAUGAAUGUAUUUGUCCUCAUAACAGAAUGUUGACAUAAUUAUUUCGUCUGAAAAAGGGACUGUGAUAUUUUCAGCAGUUGUAUUCUGCUUGUUUUUGGCAUUUGUGCUUUUAAAAAUCAACAUUAAGCUCGGUCUCUAAUACAGAUAUUUUCCUGUCAGACGUUGAUUAAGUGUUUAAUAAAUGCAUUCUGUUAAUGUGCGAGUUGUUCGCUCCUCAAUACUUUUGGGCAUUUAGUGUGUCUGGCGUCCAAAUAUUGUUUUUUUUUUUUGGGGGGGGGGGGGGGAGGCGAGCUACAGUACAAAUAGUAAAAAGAUAUGAAUUACUACAUUUUAUUGAAAACGUGGAUUUUUUUCAUUUUAAGGCCUCAGAGUUAGCGUAGUGCAAGAUUUCAUGAUGACAGAAAUGUCAGGAAAUAUUGUAAUAAUAAAAGAAAAUAUAUUUUCUUGGGAAAAAAGAAACAUAUUUUGAAGGAAAGUGUGCACAUUUGUAGAUGUUUUUUUAUUAUAUUAUUUAUAAACAAAAAUGA